Messenger RNA from Lactuca saligna, 1087 nucleotides. NCBI's taxonomy places the organism in Eukaryota, Viridiplantae, Streptophyta, Magnoliopsida, Asterales, Asteraceae. The record is from the annotation of a GenBank genome assembly.
CGUUGAUGAAUAAAAGUUACAUUUACGGGUCCCAAUCGCUCAAAUAUUCCAUUCUACUUUCUUCCAGAAUCUACUCUUUUAUUACGUAGCCAAGACACCGAAUCCCUACUAUACAUACCAAAAUAAGUUGGCGGCACACCGAUUUACCACCUAUAAAUACCACCAUCAACAGGAUAUACUUGUCAUCGGUGGUUCAUAACUCAAGCUAGCUUCUUUUCUUCUUCGUUAUAUUUCUGAUUUCAAUCCAAAUAUAUUCGAAAAAACAAAAGCGUGAAAAAUGGCCAAGGCUCGUACGAUAGGAAUCGGGAUGGAUUACUCAGCAACAAGCAAAUCAGCGUUGAAGUGGGCGAUCGAUAAUCUUAUUGAAGCCGGAGACAUCAUCGUCGUCAUCCUUGUCUUGUCGCCGAAAUCAGAUCCCGCUAACAAGAAACUCUUUGCUGACACCGGAUCACCUUUGAUACCAUUGAUAGAGUUGAAAGAGCCUGGUGUGUGCAAGAAAUAUGGAAUCACUCCUGAUUCCGAGCUCUUUGACAUGCUUGACUCAGUUUCCCGGGAUAAAAUGGCUAAGGUUGUUGCGAAGGUAUACUGGGGAGAUCCAAGGGAGAAGCUUUGUGAAGCUGUAAAUCUUCUGAAACUCGAUUCUCUUGUUCUUGGAAGCAGAGGUCUCGGUGCCAUUAAAAGGGUGUUGCUUGGGAGUGUAAGCAGCUACGUGGUGCAAAAUGCGAGUUGUGCUGUCACUGUUGUCAAGUAACUAGACAUGGAGUUUAGUUGGUGUGUUUAUGUAUGAGAACAAAAUAUGCGCCCAUAGAACCAGAUGUUUCUAGUGUUUGGAGAGAUGAAGUGCGAUGGAGACGUCUAUAAGUGGGGAAUAUUUUGUACACUUCGUAUUCUUGCUUUUUGACUGUUUUGUUUUAUUUGUCAUAUAGAAUUUGGAUUGAUGUAUAACCUUUGAUUAAGUUAUUUGUUGUUUUGCUGUUAUAAUUCUUAUGGUUUGGGCCUUUAGGGCAUGUUUGGGAUUAUCUCAAACUCUUUAUUGGCUUUUGAAAAGAGGAAUUCUUCACUUUUUAAAAAAUUAUUUUUUUCGUUG